Molecule: messenger RNA, 5426 nt
Organism: Rana temporaria (common frog)
Lineage: Eukaryota; Metazoa; Chordata; Amphibia; Anura; Ranidae
Gene: ATRN
Product: attractin
Exons: 29
Coding region: 77-4123 (1348 amino acids)
Cellular component (GO): Golgi apparatus
Molecular function (GO): protein binding
Source: RefSeq, a predicted model, not a curated record
CCCCGCCCCCCGGGUCAGGCCUGGCACUGUACAGUGACGACAUUGGAGCGGAGGAGAGAGCCGACCCCGGGGAGACAUGCUGCUGCUGCCGGCCGCCGGACUCCUUCUGCUCCGGCUGUGCCUGCUGGUGGCGGGGAAAGAGUGCGACAAGCCGUGUGUGAACGGAGUGUGUCAGCCGAGCACCGGGCAGUGUGUGUGUGAGACGGGCUGGACCGGAGAGCAGUGCCAGCACUGCGGGGGCCGCUUCAUGUUAACGGGACCGAGCGGUUUUGUGACAGACGGACCCGGGAAUUAUAAAUAUAAAACAAAGUGCACCUGGCUGAUAGAAGGAAGACCCAACACAGUGCUUCGUCUCCGCUUCAAUCACUUUGCUACAGAGUGCAGCUGGGAUCAUCUCUACGUGUACGAUGGCGACUCCAUCUACGCUCCUCUGGUCGCUGCUUUCAGUGGACUUAUCAUUCCGGAGAAGGAAAGUAACGAGUCUGUUCCGGAAGUUGCUGCUACCUCUGGUUACGCUCUUUUACAUUUCUUCAGUGACGCCGCCUACAACCUGACUGGAUUUAACAUAGGCUACAGCAUUGACACGUGUCCCAACAACUGCUCUGGACGGGGGAUGUGUGUGGCGGGGAAUGGCACCGGAGUGUACUGUGAUUGUACUGAGAACUGGAAAGGAGAGUCAUGUGACAUCCCGUACUGCCAGGACAGCUGCGGAGAGCCCGAUCGUGGGGUGUGCAAUCUGAAUGGCACCAAGGGAUGUGUCUGCAACCCAGGCUGGCAGGGUCCCGGCUGUUCAGUCCCAGUCCCAGCCAACCAGUCGUUCUGGACCCGAGAAGAGUUCUCUUCCCCACAGCUGGCCCGAGCGUCUCACAAGGCCGUGGCGGUGGAUGAUGUCAUGUGGAUUGUGGGCGGCUACAUGUUCAACCAUUCCAAUUACCAGAUGGUUAUGGCGUAUGAUCUAGUCUCUCAUGACUGGCUUCCUCUGAACAACUCCGUCAACUCCAUUACUGUGAGAUAUGGACAUUCCCUUGCAGUAAAUAAGGACAAGUUGUACAUGUAUGGUGGUAAAAUAGAUGCCACGGGGAACGUCACCAAUCAGCUGUGGGUGUUUCAUGUGUAUAAUGAGUCGUGGGUUCAGAUUCUUCCGAACAUCAAGGAACAGUACGCUGUGGUCGGCCAUUCCUCUCACAUAGUAAAUCUUACUGAUGGUGGUCUUGUCAUGCUGGUGUUCUUCGGUCACUGUCCUAUGUAUGGCUACAUCAGCAGCGUUCAGCAAUACAGUUUUGCCACGAACACCUGGGACAUAGUGGACACUCAGGGUGCUCUCGUCCAAGGGGGAUACGGCCACAGCAGUGUUUAUGAUGAAAACACCAGAUCCAUCUACAUCCAUGGGGGCUAUAAAGCCUUUACUGCCAAUAAAUACCGACUGGCUGAUGACCUGUACAAGUACGAUGUGGACACCCGUAUGUGGGAAAUCCUAAAGGACAGCAAACAUUUCCGCUACCUGCACACUGCAGUGAUCAUUAGCGGCACCAUGCUGGUGUUUGGCGGGAACACCCACAACGACACGUCGAUGAGCCAGGGGGCGAAGUGUUUUUCUGCUGACUUUAUGGCCUAUGACAUCGCUUGUAAUAGUUGGAGUCUGCUGCCUCCACCCCAUCUUCAUCAUGAUGUCAAUCGUUUCGGACACUCUGCAGUCCUAAUAAACGGCACAAUGUUUGUAUUUGGGGGAUUCAACAGCCUCUUGCUCAACGAUGUCCUGAUGUUCACAUCCAAGAGUUGUGAAGCUUUUACAAGUAAUACCUCUUGUAUGUCGGUCGGACCGGGAAUUCGCUGUGUCUGGGAUAACGGUGCAUCUCAGUGCUUGUCAUGGGAACAAGUAUCUCCAGAGCAACAAAAAGAUGUCAUGACAUCAUGUCCUCGUAUCGCAUAUUCUGACAGUGAAAGCAAGUGCGAUCAGUAUACAGACUGCUUUAGCUGCACAGCGAACACUAAUGGCUGCCGGUGGUGUAAUGACCAAUGUAUUACACUUAAUAACAACUGCACAGCCAGUCAGGGGGCAAUUACAUUAUAUGAACGGUGUCCGAAAAACAACUACGGCUUCUAUUGUAACAAGAAGACUAGCUGUAAGAGCUGUGCUGUGAACCAAAACUGCCAGUGGGAGCCACGCAAUCAGGAGUGUAUAGGGUUGCCAGAAAACAUCUGUGGGGCAAACUGGUACCUAGUGGAAAGUUCAUGCCUGAAAAUCGCCAUCACUAAGGAAAACUACGACAACUCCAAGCUGGCCUGUCGCAAUCAGAAUGCUGCGCUGGCCUCUCUCACCUCACAGAAGAAAGUGGAGUUUGUGGUGAAGCAGCUGCAGAACAUGCAGCCAAAGACUGAGCUCACACCCUGGGUUGGACUCCGGAAGAUCAAUGUGUCAUACUGGUGCUGGGAGGACAUGUCACCUUUCACAAACACCACUCUCCAGUGGCAGGCUGGGGAGCCCAGCGAUGCCGGCUUUUGUGGUUACCUGGCCGAACCAUCAUCCACAGGCCUAAAAGCGGCAACCUGUAUCCACCCAAUCAAUGGCAGUGUCUGUGAAAGACCAGCCAAUCACAGCGCAAAGCAAUGCCGGACUCCUUGUGCCUCCAGGUCGCAGUGCUCAGAGUGUACCAGUGCCAGCUCUGAGUGCAUGUGGUGCAGUAAUAUGAAGCAAUGUGUGGAUUCCAAUGCUUAUGUGGCCUCUUUCCCCUUCGGACAGUGUAUGGAGUGGUACACAAUGAGUAACUGUCCCCCUGAGAACUGUUCCGGGUAUCGUACAUGUGCUCAGUGUCUGGAGCAACCUGGCUGUGGCUGGUGUACAGACCCCAGUAAUACAGGCAAAGGGCAGUGUAUGGAGGCCUCGUUCCGCGGACCAAUGAAAUUGCCCAAUGCGUCAGCAACUGCAAAAUCCAGCUACUCUGAGCCAAUACUGGAUGUCGGCAUGUGUCCUGCAGAGAAUCAUUACAACUGGUCGUUUAUCAUGUGUCCAGCCUGCCAGUGUAACGGACACAGCAAGUGUAUCAAUGAAAGCAUCUGUGAGAAGUGCGAGAACCUGACCUCCGGCAAGAACUGCGAUACCUGCAUCUCUGGUUACUAUGGAGACCCAACCAAUGGGGGAUCUUGUCAGCCCUGCAAAUGUAACGGUCAUGCCUCGAUGUGCAACACCAAUAGCGGCAAAUGUUUCUGUACCACCAAAGGGAUUAAAGGAGAUGAGUGCCAGCUAUGUGAAGUUGAAAAUCGAUAUCAAGGCAACCCAUUGAAGGGAACAUGCUAUUACACGUUGCUUAUAGACUACCAGUUCACCUUCAGCCUCUCUCAGGAAGAUGAUAAAUACUACACAGCAAUUAACUUUGUGGCCACUCCUGAAGAGCAAAACCGAGACCUGGACAUGUUUAUUAAUGCUUCGAAGAACUUUAACCUGAAUAUCACUUGGGCAACAAGCUUUGCAGCCGGCACACAGGCAGGUGAGGAGAUUCCCAUCAUCUCCAGGACGAAUAUCAAAGAAUUUAAAGAUACUUUCUCCAAUGAGAAGUUUGACUUCCACAACAAUCCCAACAUCACCUUCUUUGUUUAUGUCAGUAACUUCACCUGGCCGAUAAAGAUACAGAUUGCCUUCUCUCAGCACAGUAACUUUAUGGACUUGGUGCAAUUCUUUGUGACAUUUUUCAGUUGUUUCCUCUCCUUGCUUCUUGUUGCUGCUGUGGUUUGGAAAAUUAAACAGAGCUGCUGGGCAUCCAGGAGAAGAGAGCAACUUAUCCGGGAGAUGCAGCAGAUGGCGAGCCGACCUUUUGCCUCCGUCAACGUCGCCUUGGAAACAGAUGAGGAGCCACCUGAUUUGAUCGGCGGGAGUGUAAAGACUGUCCCUAAGCCCAUAGCCCUGGAGCCUUGUUGUGGGAACAAAGCGGCCGUCCUAUCAAUAUUUGUACGACUGCCUCGUGGUUUAGGGGGCAUUCCACCUCCAGGACAAUCUGACCCAGGACUAGCAGUAGCCAGUGCUUUGGUGGACAUUUCACAGCAGAUGCCAUUGGCAUACAAAGAGAAGUCCGGAGCAGUAAGGAAUAGGAAGCACCAGCCUCCCGCACAGCCUGGCACUUGCAUAUGAUGUUCGUCAUGCAGACUUUAGGGAUAUGAAUAUUGCUAUGCUGGAGGAAUCAGUUUUAUGACGGAGAUACUCCUUGGCAUUUAUCAUGGAUCUCCACAGGACCUCCCAACCUCUUCCACAUCUGCAUGGUUAUCUCAACUUUUACUAAAGUAUCCCAAUUCCCAUUUUCCAGACGGCCAUCUCUUUCUCUGUUGAUUUCAUCAUGUGCAAUUUAGCGGUCAACAAGGACUGGAAUUAAAAUCGUAUUUUCUUUUGUGAAAAAUUCUGUAUACAGCUGCAACCCACGCUCAGGUUAAGGGUCCGUAAUUUUCUCAGUUCCUCCAUUUUGUACCAAGGCAGGAGAAAGAGUUGCAACGUUCUUGGCAAUUUUGGAACAUCAUUCCGAUGAAAGGGUUGGAGCUGUUUGUGGCUUCGUCUGUAUUUUUUUGUAUGUUGAACUAUCAUGAAAGCUGCAACUGACUGGAUUGUGUUUGCCAGCAAAAAAAGAUACUUUGCUGGUCACGUGCCAAGGAGCGCCAGCCAAGGUACCAGCAGAACUUGAAACAACAUUAUCAUACAGGGACUGUAGAUUGAUUUUAUUCUAAGGCACUGAACAUUACAUUCUCCGGAUGGGAGAGAACUUUUGGCUAACUUAACUGUACAUUAUCUGCCCUAAAUUAAGACUGAGAAGAGCUUUUAUUUGCUGGACUUGAGAAUGAAAGACUUGUGGAAUACUGUAAUUCACAGCCUGUAAAUGUGAGGACAAUAACAUUUUUAGGGCAUAUUGCUAAAUCCUGUAAGAUUAAAUAAUUUUAUUGACGUGGCGAUAAAACAAAAACGGCAAACCGAAAAGCACACGUUCUUCCUGCUUGUCUCCCGGACGAGCCCCCAAGAUUUGGAACGGACGAUGUAAAGUGAGUGGUGAAGGCAGAGCUUUAGUAUUUCACAAAGAAUGUCUCAGUGUUCGUUCCCACCCUCAUUCCACUCUUAUACCGCAGCCUUCCAAUACUGACAUGCUCCCAAAAGCAAUAGACCAGAGGAAACCUACUUGUAUAUUAAAGGAAAAAAGGUGUUCAGGACAAGGUGCUAACUUUAACAUGACACUUUGUGUUCCCUUUUAAAUAUAUAUAUACAUACAUAUAUAUAUAUUUAUUUUUGUGCUCAUUGGACUGGAAAACUGAACACGGUCUACCCGCGAUUGUGAUACGAACCAUUUUAAAGUCACUUUAGGCUGAAGAACAAAGCUUCUAAUAACAUGUCCAGAUUGUUUUAAACUCACGAUUGUAUCGCACGUAGUCAUUAAAAUUAAUUAUUUUGUACAUGC